Molecule: messenger RNA, 3603 nt
Organism: Tauraco erythrolophus (red-crested turaco)
Lineage: Eukaryota; Metazoa; Chordata; Aves; Musophagiformes; Musophagidae
Source: RefSeq, a predicted model, not a curated record
GCUCUAGAGAUAACGUGUCUCCCAGUGCUGACGAACGCACCGCCUCCCAGGUACAGACUAAAACUUGCUCUGAUCUGGACACGGAGAAGAAAACACCCGUCACGUUUCAACAGGCUCACGCACUCCCCAGGGAUGGGGUUUUCCUGCAGGACAGCUCACGGGCAGAAGGCAGACAGAAGAGCCCGGAAAAGCUGUGCUGUGGAAUUGCCAGGCUCACCCCUGAGGAGAAAAACCCCCAAACCUCCAGAAGCUUGAUGAAGCUGAGGAGGCAGAUGAAGGCUCCGGUGUCGGAGAAAAGGGAAUCAGUGCGUGACGUGCAGCUAAUCAAUGCUGGUGAAGUGGUGAAGAAUCAAAUUGCCAGCUCGGAGCGACUUCGGUCACCAGUCUUCAGGCGAAGCAGCCUCUCCAGCGCUGAGGAGAACGCUCAGAGAGCGCCCAGGCCAGCGCUUGCACAGAGAGAAGAAACCAGUUUCGCUCCUCCCGCCGCAGCGCUGGAAGCUGUACAAGACACGCAGGAAGGCAGUGUCCCUCUGGGAGUGCCCGAGCUGUUCCCGUGUGCGCCGAGGGACAGCGGCCAUGUCUGGCAGCCUGAGCCCUCGGGUGCUGCGGCCACGUCGGGCAACUGUGAGCCUGCACAGCUGUGCUCGGAGAACAGUGACUCUGCUUUGCUUGAUGCCAGUGGUGAUGGAGGAGAAGAAUCUUCCAGUAUAAUCAAACCAACGGACAGUGAGAGGGUGUGUGAAGAUCAGGGAGAGUUGCGUAGGCUCUUGGAUUUCAUGUCAGAGAACGAAGCGUUGCCCGGUGACAGAAACAACACUGUGACUGACGAGAGCAAAAGCCGUGAAGGAAAUGGAAGUGACGCUAAUAGCUUCAGUCCCUCUCCAACAGAUCUUGCUCUGGGCAGUGUUGAAGAGCCGGUGGAGAGUCAACAUCUCGAAAUUCAGUCAGGACUUUCUCAUCCAGAAAAGGUGGCCGCUCCGGAGAGCGCCCUGAACUCUUGCACGGUGGUGGAAGGGCUGCUCUUCCCAGUUGAGUACUACGUCAGGACAACUCGACGCAUGUCCAAUUGCCAGAGGAAAGUGGACCUCGAUGCUGUAAUCCUGAGCCAGCUGGGCAGAAGCAAGAAGGGUCAGCGAAGUAAGUGUAAGCAGAAAGAUGCAAAUUCAGAUCGGCCCUCCCAAGAAAGAACUGACAAUGAUCUGGAGUCAGUGGUCACGCCGUUCCCUUUUUCUGGUGCAGAAAAUGAUCCAACAAAUUCAAGUAGUCCUCAGAAAUCUCUUCCUGCUACCUCUUCCAGCAGCACUUCAUGUGGAUCGGUUUCUCAGAACAGUAUCACUAGCACAAAGCGAGAUCAGAGGCGAUCACAGAAGAAGCAAAAGGGAAGAAGAAAGUCUCCCAGCAAGUGCCCAGUGCAUCAGGUGUCACAGGAACGUACAGAGAGUUUGGAUCUCAUAACAAGGGGGGGAAGCAGUCGUCUGCUGUCAAAUGAGUACCAGAGUGAAAAGGAAAACUGUGAGGCUAAUCUUGAAAAGUCAUCUUCAGAUGAGAGGAGGUUGUCUGCUGCUGCAGCUCCCAGGUCUGGAGAGGCAGAAGCGACUGGUGCUGUACAGCCAGCGAGUGCUGAUCCUCCUCCUGGAGGGAGCCUUGACAAAUGCCGUAAGACUCUGUUAGAACAGGCUCGGAAUCCACCUCAGAACAGUGAUGCUCUGAAGCCAGGGAGUGGAGCUUUUGCCAGCCACGUAGGAGACCUGGAAGCCAACUUCACUGUGUGUCAGACUGAUAAACGUCCCGUGGAGCGUGUCAAGGAUCGGCACGUGCAAGGAGCCUGCCGGGCUGAGCAGCUCCGAGCAACUGAUGUCCCUCCGCGCCGCUCCCUGCGUUCCUCUGCAAGACCGAGAGCCAGUCGAGUCUCGAAAGAUGGCAGCACAAGAAGACGUAGUUAUCCAACGGGUUCAGAGGGUCCUGCUUCUCUUGGCUCCCCUGCUCUGGACCUCGACACUUGCAGCUCUCUCUUCUCCUUCCGCAGUCUCCAGUGGCUGGUCCCCGUGCUGGGCAUCAGGGACUUCCACUUACCGGAUGAGGAGUUUGGACUACUAAAACUUGAGAAAUUAGGAUCUUUCCCUGUGAAUGACUUGGAGGCUUUUGUUCCUAGUGUGUUUGGAGAUGAUGUGGCUGCAGAGGACACACAAGAUGCACAAAUGAAUCCAGAAGAGAAAGGUCUCAAAAGUAAUUUGAUGUCACCUUUCAACAGUGGAUUGCCCAAGCUACCCCACUUAGAAAGCCCAGCUUCCAAGAAGGACCUUUCCACCCAUGAAUUGCUGUUUACUCCCACGGGGACUGUCUUAGCUGGUGCUCCCACUCAGCCUGAGUCUCAGAUUUCCUCAUCUGUUUUCCCUGUGGUGGGUGUGACCCCAGCUGUUUUACCAUCGAUAGGCAGUGAGGUCUUCCCCAGGACACCUUCUGUACCUCCCUCGCAAGUGAGCCUGCAUUCCUCCAGAGGAGCAUCUGCCCAGGUCGUGGAUGAUGGGGAAUGCAAAGACUCUGCCAUCCCACUGCACUUGGACAGCUGUGGUGCAGGAUCUGCUAGAAAAGAGGAGGAACGAGGUGCGACGUUUCCUUUAGAAGCUGACAGAGGUCCUGAUAAUGAACCUGAUGAGGCUGUGGCCUUGGAGGAGCAUCAGCAAUCAGCAAGCAAACAGCAGAGGUCCUGCAGAGCUUCUCCAGAACAGAAAAAAGAUGCAGCAGAAGAGCUGGCUCCGGUGCUGCUUGAUGGCCUGAGAGAAGAGAGCUUGCAGUUUGUGUCAAAGCUAAAGGAUUCAAGUUCCUGCGCUGUGGAUGUGAGUGCCAUGUGGUGGGAAGCAGCUGGCAGCAGAGCGCUGUGCGUGGUGACUGCUUGUGAGAGUUCCGUCUGCCUCUGGAAACCUCUGGCGUCCGACCGCUGGGCAAAGCUCUACACUUGGCAGCUUGGAGAGAUUCCUGUAAUACAGAUCGUUUCUCUGCCGGACACCUGUAAUCUCGUGUGUAUAGCACUGGGAGAUUUGGAGAUUGGAGAAAUAAGGCUCUUGCUUUAUUCUUCUGAGAAUGACUCAUUCAAGCAAUCACUGGUGAAAACUGGAAAUAUAAAAGCUGUUCUUGGGCUGAAGGAUAGGAGGCUGGUCAGCAGCAGCAGGACCGUGCAGGAGCAGCAGGUGGAAAUAGUAUCGCUUUCAGAGACAGGAAGGAGCAAGGACGGACAGACUUUGAUGCCCCCUGAAGAAACUGUUCUAGCUUUUGCUGAAGUAGAAGGACUGAGAGACGCCUUGGUUGGCACCACUGCAGUGAACAGCGUUGUUGUUUGGAAUCUGAAAACAGGCCAGCUCCUGAAGAAGAUGCACGUUGGUUAUUCCUAUCCAGCUUCCAUCUGCCAUCGAGCGUAUUCUGACUCUGGCCUUCUGUUUGUUGUUUUGAGUCACCCACAUGCCAAAGAGAGCGAGUCCUGUGGAAACCCUGCGUUCCGCGUGGUAGCGUUCAACCCCAAAACAGGCAGGAGCACCGGGGUGAUGUUCUCCUCCCUGCCACCCGGGCACACUGGAAGGUACCUGGAGGGCGACGUGAGGGACACCU